Molecule: messenger RNA, 2115 nt
Organism: Rotaria sp. Silwood1
Lineage: Eukaryota; Metazoa; Rotifera; Eurotatoria; Philodinida; Philodinidae
Source: the annotation of a GenBank genome assembly
AUGUCUGUGACCGCUUUUGCUGAAGCAUUCCGUGGUAGACUAUCACCAGUCAAAAAGUUUCUCGAAGAAUAUCCUGAAUGGAAAGACAAAUCAGGUCUAUGGCAAACGACAUUACUGUAUUCCGCAGCACGUCAUGGUCAAUUAGACAUAAUUCAAUAUCUAAUCGAAGAGGCAAAUUGUUCAAUCAAUGCUCAAAAUCAACGACAAGAGAAUGAUAUAACUGAGGUGACUUCCUCCACGGCCCUUCAUCGUGCUUGUUCGCUUGGCCACUUAAGUCUUGUAAAAUAUUUCGUCGAACAUGGAGCUGAUUAUUUCAUUCGGAAUCAAAUGGAUCAGACUCCAAUUAUGGCAGGAAAACACCAUGCCAAUAUCCAACAAUAUUUUCAAGAUUAUCUAAUCAUUAAAUAUUCGAUGGAUGCACCCUCAAGUUUACCAGACUGUACCUUUUCCGAUGAUUCAAGAAGACCCAUGGCCGACGGUUGGUGGGAAUACAAACCUAUUCGAGAUCCUCAGUGGUACAAAUUCUCCAAAGUUGGUGCUGCCCAACUUCGCGAAGCUCUAUUACCAUUCAAAGAAUUUCAAGAACAAGUUUAUCUAUCGUUGGGAAAGAAUUAUCUUUAUUAUAUUUCCAUGAUUGUAGAAAUUGAUAAUUAUCAACCAAUGACGAAUUUAGAACCGAUUCCUCUCACUACAAAACAUCUACGAGACGUUGUCACCAGUGGUGCAAAUGAUCAAGAGGAGAACAUUUCUCGCGAUGAUGAUGUGGAUGACGAUGGUUCGGAUAAUGCGGAAAUGGCUGAUAUAAAAGAUAUUGACGACGUCGAUGAUGACGAUGAUGAAUAUCAAAAUAGUGAAGAGAGUACUGACAAUUCUCAGAGCGCUCCUGCCCAAUCUGAAACAGCGGCUGAUCCUUCUGCGGAGGCAUUUUUCCAUCCAACUGUUGACAAAAUAGAAAAGAAUACAGUUGUAACCAUUGCCACUUCGACUGGAUCAGGAAAAUCUACCCUUCUACCAGCAUUAUUGAUUGCAGAAGGAUAUGAUCGAGUUUGUGUCACCCAACCUCGUCGUUUACCAUGUACAUCGAUCUGCAAUCGAGUGAAUAAAACGAUGAUGAAUAUAAAAGAUCGAUUUCCAUUAGCUGGUUGGUCUGUGAGUGGUGCUGAACGCAAUACCGAUGCUCAAAUCUUGUAUUUAACAGAUGGUCUCCUCAAAGAACGCCUUUUAUUCGAUUCAAACUUUAUUGAAAAUGAAAUCAGAGGUGAUAAACGUAUCGUUCUGUUCGUUGAUGAAGUGCAUGAGAGAUCGAUUAACAUCGAUCUAUGUCUAGCACUCAUUGCUCGUCUUCUUACCGAACAACCAUCAUUGAGAUUGAAGCUUAAAGUAAUUAUCUCAUCGGCGACACUCGAUAAAUCCGUCCCAACUCUGUUUCAUCAGAUUCCACAAUUAAAAUUCGAUCAAUAUCAAAUGCCAUUCAGCCAAACUCUUCAUAAGGUCGAGAAAAUCUAUCGACCCAAAGAGAACAUUCUUGAUGUGGUACAAGAAUUAUGUCGUAAACGACAACGACACGAUCAAAUUCUGUGCUUUGUUAGCAGUGUCACCGAUGUCUAUCAGUAUUGUAGUUUGCUAGACAAACUUAGUCGUGGCAUAGUCAUUGCUCAUCCACUUGUUCAAUCACAAUCGGCAAAUGAACAACAACGAUGUAUUGAGCAUGGCACUAUUUUCUUCUCUACUACGGUUGCGGAAACAUCUCUAACAUUUCCGUCGUUGAAAUAUGUCGUGGAUACGGGUAUGAUCAACGUACCCAUCUACGAUCCCAAAGCGAAACAAACAACUCUGAAAGAAGUACCUGCCUCAGAAUCGACCAUCAAACAACGUUUAGGCCGACUUGGACGAACGAAACCAGGUGAAUAUCAUGCUCUGUAUGAUUCGAAAAUGGAACGACGGACCUAUCCCAAACCUCAUGUGUGUCAAUCGAAUUUAAUCGAUGUAGAGUUUUCAUUACGGCGAUCAUCGUUAGGCAAUGGGUUAUCUCAUCUGAAAAAAUGUCUUCCAGAUCCACCUGAAUCGACAUUGAUUGAGGCCGCAGUAGAAGAACUAAAGCGAUUAGGUAAGUAA